AUGCCACGAACGCCCCCGUCAGGCUUGCUGAGCGCCGUCAAGCGGGCUGCGGCGAUCCCCGUGGCGAUGUCAGGUGGGACGUCGGCGCUGGCCAACUGGGACGCAGCUUCCGCGAGCAACUCCAUGGCCUCCACGUCCUGCAACAACAGUUUGAGGUGCUCGGCUCUCAUGCCCGACAGGCCGGCUGCGCCACCUCGAUGUGUUUCCCGGAGCGCAGAUGCCACUGCUCCAGUUGCCAACCUGAUCGGUUGCUGGGGCUGGUGUUGCAGGACCUCUUCCGGGAUUUCGCGGCGCAGCUCGGGAGGUCGACGUGGUGGCUUCCGUGCCGGGUGCUAUUUCGGCAGCCGCGAGGACUUGGCGUGCUCAGAACACUUCCCCUUGGCGCACCUUGGCACAGGCGCGUCGGCGCUCACGUUCGCCGGCGCCAUCCCGCUGCGGCUCGUUCCGGGACGUCGGCUGCUGGGCAGCUUGGCGGGCAGACCGAAGCAGCUGUGGCCACUCGCCUCGCUGGAACUUA
Symbiodinium pilosum is the source of this 517-nucleotide messenger RNA. Lineage: Eukaryota; Dinophyceae; Suessiales; Symbiodiniaceae. The record is from the annotation of a GenBank genome assembly.